AUGGUUCUCCAAGUGAAAAGCAACACUGCAAUGUACAAUGUCCCCAGAUACGGAGACAUACUCAACAUCUUCUUCGCGGACCUACUAGGAACAAGCAAAAGUGGCGAGAAGAACCCAAUCGUCGGAUCCUGGUUUCGAAUUGAGAAAGGACCUGAAUCUACGCCUCCGACAUACUCGUAUGAUGAGGUUGGGGUGGUCAUUGAGGGGGAAAUCACUCUCCGUGAUGAAACUGGACAGACCGUUACAGUGAGGCCAGGUGAAACAUUCUUCUUCCCGAGGGGCAGUACUAUCACUUUCUCCACGGAUAGUUAUGAGUUGGCGUGGAAGUGUGGGGGUCGUGAGAUGGCGAGGCUUUGA
Molecule: messenger RNA, 357 nt
Organism: Aspergillus costaricaensis CBS 115574
Lineage: Eukaryota; Fungi; Ascomycota; Eurotiomycetes; Eurotiales; Aspergillaceae
Exons: 3
Coding region: 1-357 (118 amino acids)
Source: RefSeq, a predicted model, not a curated record